Molecule: messenger RNA, 291 nt
Organism: Ostertagia ostertagi
Lineage: Eukaryota; Metazoa; Nematoda; Chromadorea; Rhabditida; Trichostrongylidae
Source: the annotation of a GenBank genome assembly
GUGCCAGCUGCAACUUCUGCUAUUAUCACCAACGAUGGGAUUGGAAUUAAUCCUUCACAGUCAGCUGGAAACAUUUUCCUGAAACACGGAAGUGAGCUACGAUUGAUUCCUCGAGAUCGAUUGAGCCCGUCACAAAAGCAGUUCAUCAUAAAGAGUGUCAAUGUCUCGACUUUUGUAUUCCAAUGGGGAUUCGUUCCCUUCGUCGUGUACCUCGGUUUCAGAAAAGGUCCUGAACCCCUGCCGAAUGGACAGAUCGUGCCUUUCACGCUCUUCAGCCUGCUAUGGGGCUAA